GCUUGGGGCGGGCCGCGACUAUAAGUGCACGGUGUGGGGUGCGUUUCGCUGCGGGUUACGCUUUUGUCUUCGUGUCAGGGUUGCCAUCUCGCGCUGCUCGUCUGACUUUUUUUGUGACUCCGCACUACCGGCUAUUACAUCGAGGGAGCCAUUCCCGGCCCUUCCUCUUGGAGGAUCCAAAGGCCUUCCAGAAGCAGAAGGUAGCUCCACUGCUCUACGAAGAAGUGAGGUCCUUUCAAUCAUGAAGCAUAUGUUGAACCUCUAUCUCUUAGGUGUGGCGCUGACCCUGCUCUACAUCUUCGUUAGCCUGAUAGAAUCCCUGGGGAGCUUACUGGGGAGCCCAUUGCCUGGGAGCCUUGCAACCACCAGAGGUCGAAUAGCCAACACAGAGCCUCCAAGCGCCUUCCAGAACAUCCAUCCAGAGGGAUGUGAUAAGACCUCCCUCCACCGGCUGUAACCUUGGAACACUGAUCUAAAUGAAUCCAGCCCGCUGUCCCAGUUCCUGGGCAGGCAAGCUCAGCAUCAGUGUUAUCAGAGAAGUAACUGUUACUAGGCCCUUGAAGGGCCUCUCCAUCUGGAUAUUCCUUCCUCUGGAAAAAGGGCCUAUUUAAUACAUAGAUGUGAGUGGGUUGCCUAUGGCUGUGGAAUGGCGUGAUCUCACUUGUCUCCCCAGAGUUUGUGGUCCUUGGCAGUGUGCCUGUGACACCUCUUAGAUGAGGACUUGUGCUGCAACUUCAGCUGUUGGGAGAUGGUGUUUAUUUUCAACCCUACUUUCUAAGCAUCUGCCAAGAGUUCCUUUGGACUUGAGUGUCUCAUGGUCAGUUUAUUUGGUGUUCAGCUUCUCUUCCUCAAGAGCUCCUCUGUGUGCAGAUGACAGUUGAGGUGUGUGGGUUGGCUGUAGGCAGGGGGGAGGUGGAGUGUUCAGUGUCCAUUUCUCAUUGUUUUAUAUUUUAAGCCCUUCCUCCAACACAGUAUGUAUGUGUGUGUGUAUUGGCCUGAAGUGGGCAGUGGGAUGACAAGGCCUGCUCAGGACAUGGGCAUUAUGGCCACCAUGUGGCUUCAAUGAAUUUUUCUAAUGAAAUAAAGUUGAAUAUUUCUGUUA
Messenger RNA from Camelus dromedarius (Arabian camel), 1102 nucleotides. It is a transcript of the gene HILPDA, whose product is annotated as hypoxia inducible lipid droplet associated. Gene Ontology annotation, cellular component: lipid droplet. Gene Ontology annotation, biological process: autocrine signaling; positive regulation of cell population proliferation; positive regulation of cytokine production. The record is from RefSeq and is a predicted model, not a curated record. Lineage: Eukaryota; Metazoa; Chordata; Mammalia; Artiodactyla; Camelidae.